CGCCAGCAUCAUGCUCCUCCUACCUUUGCAGACUCCUCCCCCUUCCUGUGUGCCUGUAUAAAGUGCCGCCUGCUCUGUCCGUGCUCUCACAGCCUGAACAGCUCAGCAUCCUCAGAGGCAUCUUCUCCUCAUCCACGACCACUGCAGUCAUGAAUGUUGGCAUUUGUGUGUGUGUCCUGUUGGUUGCGCUGUCGAGCAGCUCCCUGAGUCUGCCCUCACAGUUAAUGUCACAGAAAGCUGAGAGUGGCGAUCUGAUGUCAGACAGCUUCCCGCCUCCCUCGUCAAACCUCAUACGCCAAGCCCGCUCAGCUCCAGCGCCACCCUUAGGGAAACUGGGAAACUACCACCAACUCCAAGAUGAGCCAGAAGCACGAAAUGGCCUCAACCAGCUGCUGGCCAAAUUGAUCUCCAGAAAAGGAUCUCUGUACCAAACAAGACCCUCGUACACCAGCAGAGCCAGCGGCCUCAGCGGUCUCAGCCCGAGCCACAGGAUAAAGGACAGAGACUACGAGGGAUGGAUGGACUUUGGACGACGCAGCACAGAGGAGUACGAGUACUCGUCCUAAUGCAUGACAUGAAAUAAAAAUAAACCCAAGUUACAUCCAGCUCACCAAAAAAGGAAAGAAAGAAAAAAAACACACCCUCUUUUCACACUGCGCUUAUUGUAACCCAGAUCUGAUUGGCUCCUCAGCUCAUAGAUGGAGCUACAGGUGUGAAUUUCAUGUUUAUGCUCCUUCCAAAAAUAUUCCAACCAAUGA
This is a messenger RNA of Thalassophryne amazonica, 758 nucleotides long. Its product is annotated as cholecystokinin-like. Gene Ontology annotation, cellular component: axon; extracellular region. The coding region runs from base 150 to 566 and encodes 138 amino acids. Gene Ontology annotation, biological process: digestion. The record is from RefSeq and is a predicted model, not a curated record. Gene Ontology annotation, molecular function: neuropeptide hormone activity. Lineage: Eukaryota; Metazoa; Chordata; Actinopteri; Batrachoidiformes; Batrachoididae. The transcript is spliced from 4 exons.